This is a messenger RNA of Cyprinus carpio (common carp), 1038 nucleotides long. RefSeq names its product 2-oxoglutarate and iron-dependent oxygenase domain-containing protein 3-like. Lineage: Eukaryota; Metazoa; Chordata; Actinopteri; Cypriniformes; Cyprinidae. The record is from RefSeq and is a predicted model, not a curated record. Bases 1 to 1038 code for a protein of 345 amino acids. The transcript is spliced from 7 exons. Gene Ontology annotation, molecular function: L-ascorbic acid binding; oxidoreductase activity, acting on paired donors, with incorporation or reduction of molecular oxygen; iron ion binding. Gene Ontology annotation, cellular component: membrane.
AUGACGGAGGAGGCACUAGAUCUGUUUUGGGCAGAAAAAGUUGCCCUCCAGGACCUAGUAACCUCCUCAUGCACUUCCGGGAAGAAUGGAACCGGAGAUGGAGGGGCCUUCCAUGGCAGCCCGACGCUCUUGGCGGCCCGGGCAAGCAUAGCAGUCAGCUCUGGAUCUGACUCGGGCAACGCCGCUCUCCCAGAAGGAGGCAACGCAGCCGAAUCUUCAUCUCCAGAGCCUAGCUCGUCCCCCGAUGCAGUGAUUGACAUCAGGUCAUCUGCUGGUGGGCCGGAUGAAGUGCUGGGCCCCACCCUGUCCGCGCACCAGCAUUCACAUCACGGUACACCAGAGGCUCGGCAGUGCAGUCCAGCACUCAGGGUAGAUGCAAGCCCUCAUUGGUUGUCUUUGGUGUUUAUUCAAACCAGAGACUCUAGGGAAGGCAUUGCUUUUUUGCCAAAUAUCGACUGUUUCCUCUUUGAAUGUGUUUUUAUUCCUUUUUGUUGUGUACAGGCCUCCAUUCUGGAUCUUCACUCUGGGGCAUUGUCGAUGGGGAAGCAGUUUGUGAAUAUCUAUAGAUAUUUUAAGAAUGAGAUAAGGGAUGUUUUUACAGAAGAAGAUUUUGAACUGUACAGGGAUGUCCGUAGCCGAAUUCAAAAGGCAAUAACAGAGACAUUUGGUCUGGACACCAAACGGAUGUACCUCAUCAAGCCCACCUUCUUCUCUCGAAUCAACAGCACCUCUGCCAAAACCACUCAUGAUGAGUACUGGCACCCACAUAUCGAUAAGGAGACUUAUGGAUCCUUUGACUACACGUCUUUGCUCUACUUGUCUGAUUAUGGGUUGGAGUUUGGUGGCGGACGCUUUGUCUUCAUGGACCCCAGUAGCAACAGGACAGUGGAGCCACGCGCUGGUCGGUUGUCAUUCUUCUCAUCCGGUUCUGAGAACCUCCAUCAUGUGGAGAAGGUCACUUGGGGUACGCGAUAUGCCAUUACUUUGUCCUUCACAUGUGACCCCCAUUAUGCCAUUGAUAACCUCUUCCUGCUGUAG